AUGGAUGCUCGAAACGAAACACAGUAUGCAGCCAUUAUGGGUCCCUUCGAUGCCGAACAACACGGUGGAGGAGUCGCGCGUUUUAUUGGAGUUAUGCCACACAACAGCAACCGAGACUUGACUUUUGAAUGUUUGACAUCCACACAACUUGUCAUUCACAGCGGUCUGAGUAGCUUGGAUCGUGACCCAAUCAACGGGACAACACCUGAUGCACUCAUAUGUUUCGGUGGAGGUUUGGGUACGAUUUGUGAACUCGCUUUUGGUAUUAGUGCUGGACGUGAAGCCAUUUUUCAUGAAAAUUGCGCGCAAAACUUGCUCGACAUAUGUACAAAAAACAAGCGCGAUGAUAUAGAACAGAUACUGUCGCAAUUGGCUGUCGAAUGGCAAACACAUAUACAGCUUCCGGAUGGUGGCGCUGUCGCAAUCAUUGAUAUACUAACGGAAUAUCUUCGUAAGGCUGUUGACCGUGUACCAUUGACGUCCGCGCCGCCAAUAGUACAAGCUGUGCUGGAUAUCCUACCAAAUCAGCUGCCGGAUAUUCCAGCCUUUCCCGGUCUACUCGAUUCCCAUCGUAAGCAACAACAACUACGCGAGUUUGCUACAUUGUGGACGAUACUUUCGAAAGAUGCACCAUAA
This is a messenger RNA of Didymodactylos carnosus, 636 nucleotides long. The record is from the annotation of a GenBank genome assembly. NCBI's taxonomy places the organism in Eukaryota, Metazoa, Rotifera, Eurotatoria, Philodinida, Philodinidae.